UAGAGAGACAAAGAGAGGGAAGGGAAGAGUGAAUUAGGGUUUUUGGGGUUUUCGCUUCAGUUUCUUUCGAUCUGGUGUUCAGUCAUUGCGAUCUGUCUUUCAGAACUCAGUUUGGAGGACGUUGAUUGUAGUCAUUGUUUUCCGAUCUGGUGUGAGAACUUUUUCAAAUGUUCCGAUUCGAAGAAGAGAAGAUUCGAAAACGAAGUUGAGUUUCAGGAAAGAAUUUGGGGCGUCAUGGCGGACCCUCUGUCGGUAAUUUCAGCUUCUGUCCUUCGGAACCUUGCGGACAAACUUUAUGAGAAGCGCAAGAUUGCUGCCCUGGAGGUCGAAGGGAUUGUGAAGCAACUUGCAGCUGCCGGAGAUCAUGACAAAAUAUCUGCUGUGAUCAAUCUUUUGACCACAGAGUUCACGUACUCGCCACAGGCGAACCACCGCAAGGGAGGUUUAAUAGGACUUGCUGCUGCAACGGUUGGUUUGACAACUGAAGCCGCUCAGCAUCUGGAGCAAAUUGUACCACCUGUGCUCAAUUCCUUUUCUGACCAAGAUAGCCGGGUUCGCUAUUAUGCUUGUGAAGCUUUGUAUAAUAUUGCAAAGGUUGUAAGAGGUGAUUUCAUUGUGUUCUUUAAUCAGAUCUUUGAUGCAUUAUGUAAGCUGUCAGCUGACUCAGAUGCCAAUGUGCAAAGUGCUGCUCAUCUUUUAGAUCGGCUUGUCAAGGAUAUUGUAACUGAAAGUGAUCAAUUCAGCAUUGAAGAAUUUAUACCAUUGCUAAGGGAGCGUAUGAAUGUCUUAAAUCCUUAUGUCCGCCAAUUUUUGGUAGGAUGGAUCACUGUAUUGGAUAGUGUUCCAGAGAUUGAUAUGCUUGGCUUUCUUCCAGAUUUUCUUGAUGGUUUGUUCAACAUGUUGAGCGAUUCUAGCCAUGAAAUACGGCAACAAGCAGAUUCAGCACUUUCUGAAUUUCUUCAAGAGAUCAAGAAUUCUCCAUCUGUAGAUUAUGGUCGUAUGGCCGAAAUAUUGGUACAAAGGGCAGCUUCUCCGGAUGAAUUUACUCGGCUGACAGCUGUCACAUGGAUAAAUGAAUUUGUAAAACUUGGGGGAGACCAGCUUGUUCCUUACUAUGCUGAUAUUUUAGGAGCCAUUUUGCCCUGCAUUGCUGAUAAAGAGGAGAAAAUUAGAGUGGUUGCUCGUGAAACCAACGAUGAGCUUCGUGCUAUUAGGUCUGAUCCAGCUGAGGGAUUUGAUAUUGGAGCCAUCCUUUCCAUUGCAAGGAGGCACUUAUCUAGUGAAUGGGAGGCCACUCGAAUUGAGGCAUUGCAUUGGAUUGCAACACUCUUAGCCAGACACCGUUCUGAGGUUUUGUCUUUCUUGGAUGACAUAUUUGACACCCUUCUUAGAACGUUAUCAGAUCCUUCUGAUGAGGUAGUGCUCCUGGUACUUGAGGUCCAUGCAUGUAUAGCGAGAGAUGCUCCACAUUUCCGACAUCUUGUUGUUUUCCUAGUACAUAACUUCCGGGUUGAUCACUCACUUCUUGAGAAGCGUGGUGCUCUAAUAAUCCGCCGACUUUGUGUGCUUUUGGAUGCCGAACGUGUUUACCGGGAACUUUCGGCUAUCCUUGAAGGAGAAGCAGGCUUGGAUUUUGCAUCUGUGAUGGUUCAGGCUCUGAAUUUGAUUUUACUUACAUCAUCUGAAUUAUCUGACCUGAGACAUCUCUUAAAACAGUCUCUAGUGAAUCCUGCCGGGAAGGACUUAUUUGUCUCAUUGUAUUCUUCUUGGUGCCAUUCACCAAUGGCAACAAUGAGUCUUUGCUUAUUAGCUCAGGCAUACGAGCAUGCAAGUUCUGUCAUUCAGUCUCUGGGGGAGGAAGAUAUCAAUGUCAAAUUUCUAGUCCAGCUGGACAAAUUAAUUCGCUUGCUGGAGACGCCAAUAUUUGCUUAUCUCAGAUUGCAGCUUCUUGAACCUGGAAGAUACAUAUGGUUGUUGAAAGCAUUGUAUGGUCUCCUGAUGUUGUUACCUCAGCAAAGUUCGGCCUUCAAAAUAUUGCGGACUCGACUGAGGACUGUACCUUCUUACUCCUUUAGUGGUGAUCAAUUCAAGCGAACAUCAUCAGGGAACCCAAACCAGAUAUUACAUCAGAUGCCAAGUGGAUCACAAAUCAUGGAGGAUGGUGACAAAAACCAGGAUACGGGAAAUGCACAUAAUGGGAUCAACUUUGCUCCACUGCUGCAACAGUUUGAGCAUAUGCAGCACCAACAUCGCAUGCGUGUAAAAUCGCAGAUGCAAUACCGGAAUUCCACUUCGUCUACCUUAUCACAGGAGGUGCAAAGACCAGAAGAAUCACGCCGGCCUUCACCUGUUCCAGAAGUGAGCCGUCCUCCUUCAAGAUCAUCAUGGAGAGGCCCAGGACAGUAGGACAGCUACAACAUUGACAAUGUUGCUUUUCCUUGGCUCUGAUCAGGCUACUAUUCCACUGAUCUCAGUGUUUCUGAGGUGUAUGUUAAUCAGAUACCAUGUUUUGUGAGCUGUGAAUGAGAUGUAGUGUAAUUGUAAAAUUGUAUAUCAUAGUAGUUUGUUGUGUUUGGUUUCUGGAGGGUUGGGGUGGUGGGAAUUGGGUUAGAUUGAGAGCUUGGACACUUCCCAAGCUAUUAUUCUGUGUUUGCAAAAUGGGGCAUGCUCAUGUGGUUUUUAUUAUUUUUUUCAUUGAAGACCAUAUGAGCAGGAGAGGGAAAAUUUGAAAUUUAGGGUAUGCACAGUUACUGAAAAUCUGAGAAAAAUAAUUCAAGGAAUUAUGUAUAUUGUUGUCUUUUGCAAAUAUUCACAAGUAAUCAU
This is a messenger RNA of Telopea speciosissima, 2823 nucleotides long. RefSeq names its product protein VAC14 homolog. The coding region runs from base 235 to 2406 and encodes 723 amino acids. The transcript is spliced from 19 exons. Gene Ontology annotation, biological process: phosphatidylinositol biosynthetic process; positive regulation of kinase activity. Lineage: Eukaryota; Viridiplantae; Streptophyta; Magnoliopsida; Proteales; Proteaceae. Gene Ontology annotation, cellular component: endosome membrane; PAS complex. The record is from RefSeq and is a predicted model, not a curated record.